Messenger RNA from Aspergillus pseudotamarii, 321 nucleotides. RefSeq lists its product as uncharacterized. The coding region runs from base 1 to 321 and encodes 106 amino acids. The record is from RefSeq and is a predicted model, not a curated record. The transcript has 2 exons. Lineage: Eukaryota; Fungi; Ascomycota; Eurotiomycetes; Eurotiales; Aspergillaceae.
AUGCGAGUCAUUUACUUCCUCUCUGCUUAUCUGAUGGCCGCAGCGGUGGCACUUCCAGCGAAUACGGAUGGAUCGGAAGUCUUGGCUAGGCGUGGAAAGUGGGAAGAACUAGCAAAGGAUUUUUUGCGAAUUGCGCAGGGGCAAGAGGUACGGCCGCUUACGGAGGAGGAAAAAGCGGCGAAUGAAAAGGCGAGAAAAGAAGAAAUCGCCAAGGGGGACAAAUUUCGUGACGCACUGAAAGACCUUGGGGUGUCCGGCAAUGACAAAGUGAUAGGCGCGACGCUUGGGAAACUGCUCGGACAGGCAAACCCGGUGAAGUAA